UCGAUGUAACGAUUCAGUUUUAGGGCUUGGCAUAUAGAAUGUACCGAAUAUAAAAGAUUUGGGUUUCACUGAAAUUCUGUCAGUUUGAGUCGUGGCCGGCGGCUUGAAUCAUCCAUGGGAUUAUUACUCUUUCAGGAGUCUGCAUGUCUCACCUAUUCCUCGGCUAAGGCAAGAAACGAAAUUUUGAUGGGAGUUGAACCUGUUAUGGGAGGACAGGAAAUCUGGACUACCGAACUAACUCAUGAAGACAACAUGCAGUGUCACUUCAAAUAAUCCUUUGGACAUUCGUAGUCUAACGUAGUCAGCGAUAAAGUGCCAAUGUUCAUAAAUUACCCUGCAAAUCACGGGAUUUCCGCUAAACUGCAGCUACUCUCGGCCUAACAACCAGCAAAGAGAAAAGGGAAUCCGUUAUUUACGGUGCUUUCGAUUUCGAUCAUGUUUUAUAUCACUUAGAAUCCGGAAAUACUCGUUUCAAUGUUCUAGUUAAUGCACACUGGCAAAUAUAAUCUGCAGAACACGAACUUGAUCGCGUGUUACGUAGCAACGACAGGCGGACGGUGGACGUGAGAACGGGAACAUAAAACCCGGGCUUGAAACGGAAUAUGGCACUUAUCAAACCUUAAACUAAUGUACAUAAAACAACAUGUCACCAUGAUGUUACAAGCAAACAUAUUUUUUUAAGAACGAGGUGCUGGAAUCAUGAAUCCUAUAACUGCGUCUCAUAGAGGUAAAUCGAUAAAAGGACAUUAAUGUAAAGUAACCUGGGACAUUAUCCUACAAAAUCGCAAUGCUCGGGAAUAAAUUUGAAAACAAACGAAUCGGGUGAUAAAUUUCAGGCGGAAGACAUUACAGAAACAAUAGCAAUUUAGGCGAAAAGGUUCAACUGACAAUAUUUUACCUCAACAAGGUAAAAAGCGCUGAGGACAAUUCAUAAUAAGGAGCCAGGACAGGCUUAUGUACAUUCAUAAACACAGAUUGAUAUAGGACAACUCAUCAGGACGAGAGAUCCAAACAUCAUGCUGGGGCAUUUGAGGCCGGCGUUCGUCGUACUCUCGUUCGCGUUUUGGUAUGAGAGGCUUCCUUCAGCGAAUUCUGAGGAGAUAUCAAUAGGGGUACGGGUACAAGAUGCAAAGAAUUUCUACCUUGCUGAUGCGCUAACGAACAUGAAGGGCAACAUAAAGAUCAAUGUCGUCGACUUAAGCGUAAAUAUGUCUUAUGGAGUUACGGACUUCCGACUGCUCUAUAGAGUAUGUGAUGCGAUCCUCAACAAUGGGAUCAGCCUCGUCAUAUCUGAUGUCGCCUGUGAUGACGUCCCCAGAGCAGCUCAAGCCCUCCAAUCAUUCCCCGUCGCGCACCUGUUCAUUGUGACGUCCCCAUGCCGACCCUAUGAUGUUACAGCUAAAAACGCGCUGUUCUACCGUCCCGUGUAUUCUUGGACGAAAAUUGUACUUGAGAUCAUCAAGAGGGAAAAUUGGAAUCAUUUGAACAUUUUUUAUGACGUAACCACCGGUAAAGAAAACGUUGAUUUCAUCAUUGACACGAUCUAUAAACAGGAAAGUUCGACAUCCAUGACAAUCAUCGAUGUCACUGACCUCACAGAAGAAACACUUCAUUUUGACCUUGGGCCACUUCUGUUUUCGCUAAAAACUGAUAUUGCGUUCGGGUAUUUUGAAGUCGGACAGCAUUUGCUUCUGUGCACCAUGGAGAAGGCGGGGCUUAUUCUGAAAGCGUUUGCAGAUUAUGAGAUGCGUAAUAUGAUACAGAAAUGGUUGGUCUAUCACCCUAAGUGGCCCAAUAGAUGUGAAAGUUUCUUGUUCCUGAAUCUCACUCUCACGGACAACAUGGCCAUCAUUCGCCAUGUAUCGAGUGAUACCCGGAUUACCGAACAGACGGUGAAGGAGGAGCUCUCCAACACGCUGAUGGUCUCAUUCGGUGAAAUGUUUACCAGUCCAUUAUCUGACAUAAUGCUCAAAAACAUAUCGAAAUGCACCGACUCCGCCAACGCCGAAUUCACUAAUGCCCUGCAAAGAGUACUGGAGGCGAACAGGCCUUAUUUCGGCAUCAAUCCAAAUAUCACUCAGUUUCGCAUCGACUCUCAUGUUGGCGUUGGCCAAAUCAAAGAAGUAGCGACGUGGGACGCGGAAAGGAAGCUACAGUUUCAUGAUAAGCUUUUCCCCAAGACGCAGUGGGGUUUCCAAGGACGGAAAUUCGUCGUAUCUUCCCUUGAGUACUCGUAUUUCCAACAGAAGAGGAAUAUCAGCGGUAAAAUGACGUGGGUGGGGCUCACCUUUGAGAUCCUGAAUGAGUUAGCGAGGGUCUUAAACUUCACGUAUGAAGUGACAGAACCUCCCGACUUAUUUUGGGGAAUCAAGCAGACGGAUGGACAAUGGAAUGGCAUGAUCAGAGAGGUCCUCGACGAAAAAGUGGACUUCGCCGCUGCCUGUUUCUCAGUGACAGCCGACAGGCAACAUGUCACCGACAUGGCGUCUCCGUACUACAGCGAACAGACAGUCAUCAUAUUUCGGAAACAGGACUCGGCCGGUCCGCCACUCUACAUCCGGCCUUACUCCUACACGGUAUGGUUCUGCUUAAUUGGAUGCGUUGUUGGUUCGGGGCUUUUCUUGACUUUCUUGGCCAUCAUCAGCCCCUACGAAGGCGUCUACCCAGCCCGGCUCCCAACUCAGACGACAUUCCAAUAUUAUCGGUUCGUUCUAAUCACGUGUAUGCUGUAUGCUUAUGGAUGCGUCGUUCAACAAGGAGGAAACCGUGUCGCCGAGACUCAAUCUAUGCGUUGCUUUGCGGCCUUCCAAUGGAUCAUGGCUGUGGUGAUGAUAUCCACCUACACAGGCAACCUGAUCGCCUUCCUUGCCGUAAAACAGGUCGACAUGCCCUUCAAUACAAUCGCCGAGAUGGUCCAACAAAACAAACUGCCGUGGGGGACGGUAGAUGGUGUGGCGCUCAAUAUGCUCUUCAGAGAAUCGAACAUUAGUGACUACAAGAAGGUAUGGGCCGCUAUUGAAGCUAACCCAAGUCAAAAUCUAGUGAAAUCAUAUGAUGAUGCUCGCAAGAAGCUACAAACGGAGGAGUGGGCGCUGAUAGCGGAGAAGUCUUGGUACCAACAGGAACAAAUCAAUGAUUGUGACCUAAUCAUGGCGAAGGAGGAGUUCUUUCCAACAAGCUAUGCGUGGUCUCUCCCCAAGGGGUCGUCCUACUUACAGAUAUUUAAUGAAGCCAUUAACAAAAUCAGGGAAGCGGGCCUACUGGAAUUCUGGAUCAAGAAAUGGACCCCGCAGAAUUUGGUCUGUAAGGGCCUUGAUAAGCAGACGGUGGCAAAAGCUGCACCCCUGAAGGAGGUCCAGAGUGCUUUCAUCCUCCUCGGCUUUCUCCUAUGCUUCUGCCUCUUCAUCUUCUUGCUUGAAUGCAUGUGGAAACACCGGCCGGGACGGAGGCGACCAAAGGCUCCACAUGGAGUGCAACCCAAUGGGAACUUGUUCACUCUCUCAGCGCCGCCCGGCGGCAGUUCGACACUGAAGUUGACUGAGAUGCAGAAAACCCCAAGUUGAUGUGGACUUCUCGAUCGUCAUAACCUCCCUUUCUUGUAAUACAAUAAAGCCGAUCCCUUUACCAGUUUUUACAACAUAAAGGUCACCUGUCGCUUUAUAUGUUUAAAAAAAGUCCCCCAACAUAAUCAAACUAACUCACUACUGACCAUGAACUCAGUGAACUCAGGAAAGUUACAAAACAUGGAGCAAAGACACAAUCAUCAACAAUAAAAUCUACUUCGAUAUACUAAUACAAUAAUUUUGUCAGGCAUGUAAAUGUUACAUACAGCUUCUCUUUGGUACCGGCGUACCAUCUGUCAGUAUUUCCAUAUUUCAGUGUUCCCUUGUUGUUCCCCUAUUCUGGUAGUAAGGUGACAACAACAACUAUUUGAAGCCUGAUCUACUGUAGGGAAAACACGAAAAGAUACUACACCGGGAUGCAUUUCAGAUGCAUUCAGUUGGGGCAAUGCAUCGUAUGACAAAUGAGAAUGUGUCUGGUGAUACCUUUCUGUUCAUUCCUUUAUGAUUAUAUAAAAAAUAUGCAACUGAACUAGC
This is a messenger RNA of Lineus longissimus, 4097 nucleotides long. Its product is annotated as glutamate receptor ionotropic, delta-2-like. Bases 1017 to 3563 code for a protein of 848 amino acids. Gene Ontology annotation, molecular function: ligand-gated monoatomic ion channel activity. Gene Ontology annotation, cellular component: membrane. Lineage: Eukaryota; Metazoa; Nemertea; Pilidiophora; Heteronemertea; Lineidae. The record is from RefSeq and is a predicted model, not a curated record. The transcript is spliced from 14 exons.